AUGGCCCCUGUGUCUGCAUUCCAAUCUGUGUCAGCAUUGAGCUGGAGAGGGCAUAGAGGACUAGAGGAGUCAAAAGAGCGAAGACUUGCAUUACCAGUGAACUUGGAUAUAUUCUGGACAGUAGAGGACACGUGUGCAGAGGCAGGGACAAUGGAGGAUGAAGGGGAGGGCUGGGACAUGGUAGAGGAUGCCUCAGAGGCCUUGUUAGUGUUCCUCAGUGGGGCUGUCAGAGGGCAGAAGGACAUGAAUAUAGCAGACCAGCUGAACCUGCUCGCACUUACUGCACCGAUCAACCCAAUGGAACCCCCAUCUUCACCUUCUUCUACCAUCACUGCCCCACCAGACUGUCAUGAAACUGCUCUGAUGUUGGCCAAACUUAGUGCGGAGGCCAUGAUCUGUCACUUUGCCCUCCUGCAUUAUGACAGUGUAUCGAAAUCAAUGAUUGAAUGGUGCUGGUGA
This is a messenger RNA of Suillus clintonianus, 459 nucleotides long. RefSeq lists its product as uncharacterized. The record is from RefSeq and is a predicted model, not a curated record. The transcript has 2 exons. NCBI's taxonomy places the organism in Eukaryota, Fungi, Basidiomycota, Agaricomycetes, Boletales, Suillaceae. Bases 1 to 459 code for a protein of 152 amino acids.